Messenger RNA from Macrosiphum euphorbiae (potato aphid), 975 nucleotides. The record is from the annotation of a GenBank genome assembly. NCBI's taxonomy places the organism in Eukaryota, Metazoa, Arthropoda, Insecta, Hemiptera, Aphididae.
AUGUGUGCCUUAGUUAGAUAUAUGUCUCCAACGACAGGCCGUGUCAGAACGGAAUUAUUAGAGCUCAUAUCAUUAGACGCCACUGACUGUUCGGCAGAAAAAAUUUAUAACGCCUUUAAAAAUUGUUUAGUUUCCAAAAGUAUACCGCUAACAAAUAUCUUGGGUUUAGCUUCAGACGGUGCUAAUGUUAUGGUAGGAAAGAAUAAUUCUUUUUUUAGCCAUCUAACUAACGAUGUUCCGUUAGCUAUAUUGAUGAGAUGCUUAUGUCACUCAUCAGCUUUGGUUGCAGGGAAGGCCUGUGAAAAAUUGCCAAGAGGUCCUGAAGAAUUGUUAAGAAGUAUUGCUACAUAUUGCUCAGGGAGUGCUAAACGUUGUUCGCAGUUGACAGAAAUGCAAGAAUAUUUUCAUAUGGAGAGAAAAAAAAUAUUGAAACUUGCUUCAACAAGGUGGUUAUCCAUGCAUCAGUGUGUUUCUCGUAUAUUAGAAUAUUGGGUGGUAUUAAUAAGCUAUUUUCGUGUUGCUGUUGUUGAGGACAAAUUGCUUGGCGCUGAAAAUAUUUUAAGAUCGAUGGAAAACUCAUAUACCAAGAUUGACGUUCUGAAUACAGUGCAACUGCAUAAUAUUAAUGUUGAUGACCCUAAUAAUUUCUUACAAAAUGAUCUCGUAUUUUUAGGAACUGAAUGUGAGGAAUACAUUAAUAAUUUCAAUUCAGCAGUUGUAACUGAAAUAAAAAAUAAAUGUUUGGAAUUUUUUAUUCAAGCUGCAAUUGAAAUUAAAAAAAGAUUGCCUAUCAAUAACUUAUUUUUUAAACAAUUAAAAUUUAUUGAUCCAAAAAUAGCAUUAACAGCUGAUGGUACUGAGAUAAAUUUUAAAGUUAUUAUUGAAACAUUCAAUAAGCCAUUUGAUGUAGAUGAGUUAACAAUGGAAUGGAGAAGACUAAAGGUGUUAAUAAAUCAAGAACAAAAAAAAAAUUAA